UCAUCGGUGGCAGGUUUGAAAAGCGCUACACGGUGGUUCGUUCAGCAGGCUUUAGCAGCUUUCUUGGUUCUGGUGUUGUGUCUGGCGCGACGUCUCGUCUUCGCAUUGUCGCUUUCAGUACGACCGCAACGGUGGCCGCGUUCGGGAGGUGCGUUUCGAGUUUUCUCCUGCAUUAGUUUAGAAAGCCGAGCGUUUCUACAGAAAUAUUGGAGGAAAAUCUAUAGUUAAUGCGUUAUUCCCGAAAGUGAUGAAAUAGGUGACGAAAAGUAAUUCAGUGCAGUGUAUUGUAUUGGUUCCUGUGCCAGUAUCACAACCAAGAAGCAAGUGAUAUGAUAAGUGUAUCCGUGCGUGAAACGUCAUAGUGCGUGGUAUAAAACCGACAAAAAAAAAAACGCUUCACAUUCCGACACCUGACGAGUGUGAAUCUUUGAGUUGUGUUCGUCUUACAGCAGAAAAUUUGUUGUUGGAGGCACUAGGCCCCAUUCACAAAAGCUUCUAGCAGAAAAAAGGCGUUUGACAUCAAAAAAAUUCCAGUGCCCAGUGCGUGGUGGAGUAGGAGUUGUACGCCGAAACAACCCAACAUCCGGUUGUCAUCAGCACCGGCGAGAACCGUUCCAACCAACCAACAUCCCCAGCCAGCCGACAGAAACCUACCAGCACAUCCAAGAUGAAUGGUUUCCGAGUGCUCAAUUUUGCACUGUUCGCGUUCUGCUUUCUCUGCACAAUCGAACAGUUAGAGAGUACCUGUGUUUUUGAUUCCGAUUUCGGUCUCAUCCUGAACUGUGCCUUCAAAAAGUCCGGCCUCUUUCGGGUGCGGAAUUUGGGCGGCAUCAAGGCCCACUUCGGGUUAGGCUUCAGCGUUGGAGAUGAGCUGGGACUGGCCGAAUCGCUCGGCAACGUCGAGGCAAACAAGCGGCGUGCCCUCAACAUUCGCACCGGUGCCAACAAUAUAGGCGUUCUGCCUGCGUCCAAAAUGCCGACAUCCUACCCAUCCCUACCGGCCCCGAUCGUCCCAUCCCCGGGCGCUCCCAUCCAGCAGAGCCGGCCCCAGGCGGUAACGGUCCGUUCGUCCGCCCCGAUGCUGCCCAAGGGCGGUCUGCCGCCGAAGGGCGUUCCCUCGUCCGCCUCGCCCGUGUACAUGUCGCCCGCGUCCAGCCUGAUGACGAAGGCCACCUCCCUGCCCCUCGGGGUGCCUCCCUUCCGUCCCAUCCCCAAGCCGACGCCGGAAGCGGAGCCGGUGAGAUUCGACCCGUCCGUGCUGCGCCGCAACUUUGCCCUCAAAACCGCCCAAACUCCCGAUCCCUCCUUCCAGAGCCAGCUGAUGAAUCAGACCUCCUCCUUCCAUCGGGGCGGUGCCGCGAUCCGCACUGCUCCCGCCUCCCCCUUCCCCUCCGCUCCCAAUCAGCAGAUCAUCUACAAGGAGCAGACGGCGAACCUGCAGGUGCAGAAGGUGCCCGCCUUCCAGGCCAUGCCCGAAUCGGUGUCCCGCAUCUCGACCGGCCCGGUCGUGCAGGUCGACAACAAGCUGCAGCCGUCCGCGAUCAAGAACUCCAUCAUGAGCAUUCCACCCCGGCGCCAGAUGACCGGGAAGCCGGGGCCAACGAUUGCGACGGGCAGUGCGGCCACCGGAGACGCCGCGGAAGAGAUCGACCUGAUGGGCCACACGGUGGAGGAGCUGGCAGCGGCGGCCAACGUGAGCGUGGAGGUGAUCAAGGAGGCCAUCCGCGUGCGGCAGCAGGAGCUGCGGGCCCAGAAGCAGUACGAGAAGCAGCAGGCCGCCUUCGCACAGGCCCAGUUCCUGGCGCAGCAGACGACACCGGCGACGACGACCACCACCACGACGACGCCACGACCGCGCCGCUACCCGACCAACGCAGGGCACAAGGUCAUGAACGCACCGAAAGAGUACUACCCGGUCGGCUACGACAAGAACUUCGAUGACAACUUCACGUCCAAGGUGGACCUGCCGUACACGACGUUCAACUGCGGCGAACAGAAGCACUUCCCGGGGCUGUACGGUGACGAGGACCUUGGUUGUAUGGUCUUCCACGUAUGUGCCCUGACGGACGAUGGACUGAUCAUGAAAUCGUUCCUCUGCCCGGAAAGCACCCUGUUCGACCAGACGGUGCUGAAGUGCAACUGGUGGUUCUACGUCGACUGCAAGAGCAGCAAGAACCUGUACGACUCGAACCUGCCGGUGUCGAAGAGCUACCAGCUGAUGAAGGCGCUAUCGUUCUUCUCCUCCAACUACAAAAACCCGGGCGACUCGUCCGAGGGCGUCGACGUGGAGGCGCUCAAGAACAGCGUCGCGACGGCGGUCGCCGUCGGUGGGUCUGCCCGCUCGCUCGACAGCCUGAGCAGCAACACCAUCGCCGGCUCGACCGGCGAACGCUUCCAGGACCUGGCACCGGCCGCGUCGGAGAGUGUGCGGAGCCAAAGCAAUAACACAACGGUCGUCUCUACACCAAGCAGCAGCACCACGAGCAGUAGCAGCACCACCAGCAGCAGCAGCAAAACAACGACAUCGGCGUAAAUGGAAAUGAUUUGAUUUCACCGAUUUCCUCCACACUGCCACAUGGUGUGGCCCAUGGUGUGAAAACUGUAAGUGUGUGCGUGUUUGUGUGUGUGCGUGUGUAUGCGAACGAACUCUAUAGCAAGUAAGGCGUAAUGGUUGUGUCACCUUCGGCAAAGCGGCUCCGGGCAUCACCCACAGCGUAAGUGGCGGUUUUGUUUUGUUUUUGAAAUGUACAGUUUGAUGGGAGGGGAGUGAUUUAAGUGAAAACAGAAACCCGGCCUCACCCUUCCCCCUUUCAACGGUGCUAGUGACGGAGGGGCUGGGGGUGGAUGGUAACACACGCGGGCGUGCGUUACACUGGCCAUUAUGAUUAUUUCCAUAGCUCGUACCGCCUGCGAGAUUGCAUACAUUUUGGCGCACAGCAGCUUCGGCAAACCUUUUUUGCCCCUGAAAGGUACGCAAUCUGUGCAGCGUAAUUACCUUUUCGCAAAGGCACGGAAGCCCCGUGUUGCGUUCCCACUGUAUACUGGCAGCUCUUUUUUUUUUCAAAACGCCGGCUUUCAUACAAAGUUUGCAAGUGUUUACAAUUUACAACAAAUUAAAUCAAGCGGCAAACUCUCGAGCCUGAAUAGAGUGUGCGAUCUAUUGAAUAGCAUCCCGUCGGGUACCUGGUAGCGAGCCAAGCAGCUGCCGGAACUGCAUCAACCUCAUUCCACUCCAGCCAGUGCAACGCACAAACCCGGCGUGCUGUGGGUUUGUGGGGGUUACCCCGCUUGGCCCCGCUGUCCUGUGCGGAUAGAUUUUCAACUGUUCAACCGCAUGGAGGGGAGAGGAGAAAAGUUCGGUGCAACAAGGUAGCAUAAGUAUUUAUUAAACAAGGCGGAUGCGGCACGAACCUAACUCCCAUCCCGUCACGUCACAAAGCGCUCACAAAGCGAUUGCCAUUCACGUGGGUGUGUGUGCCGGUGGAUGAUUCGGAGAUUGGGUCUGAGCGUGUGUGAGUGUGUGGUGUGUGUCGGAGUAUUAGAAGACUUUUGUUAGACGUUAGUGUGUUAGAGGUAAUUGAAGGUGGGAUAGAGCGUGGCACAGUGGCAUCCGAAGGGGCGCCUGGCGGAUGCUUUUUAAAGUGGUAGCGGAAGACGGGGUGGUUUUACGUUUCACUGUUACUGUGCUAGCAGAGACCUCUUAGAUUAUUUAUGGAAUUAAGUUUGAAAUCUAGUGACUGUUUCUCGGGGUAUAUUGGCAAAACCGUCUCUCUUUGCGGCAGCAAGAGUCGGGCAGUAAGGUAGCUUAGCAGUAGAUUCCAUUGUUUUUGUUUGUUUUUAACGCGAGAGUAGCCUCAUAUUUAUUUAACUAGCGGCGUAAGGUGCAUGCGGUGUAGAGCUCCUAGUAUCUACUUACUAGCGUUCCGGUAGUUAAAACAUAGCAAUAGCAGCAACAGUGCUUCUUACAACCAGUUAGCUCGGUUCCGGUUGAUGUAAUAACGCUCUUCGAUGAGGCAGAUAUGCACGUUUCGUAGGACACAAACUAUUGGCUAGUAUCGUUAUAAUGUAUGUUGUGCUACUACUACUAGUACUGUGUGCAGCAUUACACAUUACACAGUCCGUUUUGGCUCAUAGUUGUGCAGCACAUCUUCGAACGCGCGCAACCAUUUGCACGAGACGCAAACUCUCCUAGACACACCUACAAAUUGCUCACUUAGAAUCAUGGUUAUAGGUAUGGUAAGAUGGGUUACAAACUUCGGGUUUACCGCGUGGGGCCCGAAAUUAUUCAGAUAAACCGAACAACAAAAACAACACAACUAGCGCGAGUACGAAACCGUAAUUGUAAUCUUCUCGUUGUGAAAUGAGGUGCGCCAAACCGCACAGAACUAUGCCAACAGUUGCCGGAUCCAGGGCAAACACUCUACUCAAUCCAGUUGAACUAUUACUGAUCAAGUAAAACAACACAUUAAUUUCAAAUUUCAUGUA
Molecule: messenger RNA, 4485 nt
Organism: Anopheles arabiensis
Lineage: Eukaryota; Metazoa; Arthropoda; Insecta; Diptera; Culicidae
Gene: mtg
Product: proteoglycan 4
Exons: 7
Coding region: 668-2533 (621 amino acids)
Cellular component (GO): extracellular region
Molecular function (GO): chitin binding
Source: RefSeq, a predicted model, not a curated record